Messenger RNA from Pyricularia oryzae 70-15, 747 nucleotides. Its product is annotated as riboflavin aldehyde-forming enzyme. NCBI's taxonomy places the organism in Eukaryota, Fungi, Ascomycota, Sordariomycetes, Magnaporthales, Pyriculariaceae. The record is from RefSeq and is a predicted model, not a curated record. The transcript is spliced from 2 exons. Bases 1 to 747 code for a protein of 248 amino acids.
AUGGCAGCAGCUGGUCCGGAAGAGACGAGCACAAACCCCCGCGCUCCAGAGCCAACCCUGGAAUGGGAGACGCGAACGCCAAGACCAAGCCGCUUGAGCAGGUUCAUGCCCGGAGGCGGCGCGAGCCAAGCCCACCACCAACAACAACACCACGACCCCGAACGGGCCCCCGAAGCGGCCCUCGCGCACAAGGAGGCCGGACAGCCGCAGCCCGGCGCCAAGCGCAGCCAUCACGGCAACCGCCUCGACAGGAUCCUGCCGCCGCACAGGAAGUACCUCGGCAUGCGCCGGCGCGUCUUCCUGAUCGCGCUCGCCGCCGCCGCCGUCGCGCUCCUGAUCCUCAUCGUCGGCCUGGCGGCCGGCCUCUCGUCUCGGUCCGGCGGCGGGGAAAAGAUGCCGCUCCCUGAGGACGGCGGGACGCACGAGGGCGAGCUGACGUACUACAGCCCGGGGCUGGGCGCCUGCGGGCAGAACCACGACGACGAGGCCAUGGUGGUUGCGGUCGCGCACGAGCUGUUUGACGAGGCGGGCGGUGGCGAUGCGAACCCCAACAACAACCGGCUCUGCGGCAGGAAGAUCCGCGUGUCGGCCGACGGGGGCGGGGGCGCGAUCGAGGUGGAGGUGGUGGACCGCUGCGAGGGCUGCAGGCCGACCGACUUGGACCUGUCGCCUGCUGCGUUCAGGAGGCUUGCUGACGAGAGCAGGGGCCGGGUCAAGGGCGAGUGGCAAGUGGCCGCCACAACUUGA